Messenger RNA from Debaryomyces hansenii CBS767, 576 nucleotides. RefSeq lists its product as uncharacterized. NCBI's taxonomy places the organism in Eukaryota, Fungi, Ascomycota, Pichiomycetes, Serinales, Debaryomycetaceae. Gene Ontology annotation, cellular component: preribosome, large subunit precursor. The record is from RefSeq and is a predicted model, not a curated record. The transcript has a single exon. Gene Ontology annotation, biological process: ribosomal large subunit assembly. Bases 1 to 576 code for a protein of 191 amino acids.
AUGGCAGCAGCGCAGGUAAAAAAUGAGAAGAUAGGAAACCCUAAGAGUAAUAGGAGGAGAAGAAAGAAGAGAAGAACGGAAGAUUUUUCAUCUGAUUCAGAAUCAUCAUCAUCAUCGUCCUCUGAUGAAUCGAUGGAUGAUGCUGCUGAAGAACCAAAACCUAUAAAAGAAACGAAGAGCAUAAACAUAGACGAUAUUGAUAUCGACUCUGAUAAAGAGACUGAUGUUAAUUCGCAAGAAAAACAAAACCUGUUACGCCCUGAACCUUUAAGUAAUGAAACACAUGAAAAGUUAUCCAACAUAAAGCUUACCACUAGUAAAUUAACAAGUGUCGGGGGAAGUUCUAAAAAUAGCAAUAUCGAUAUUAACCAGGUUAAGAAGACAUUGGCUAAAGACAAAGAUCAAUUAAAUAAUGAAUAUUUGAUGUUGAUGGCUUCAAGCUUUAGUAAUGAUUUAGAUGAAUUGAGGAAGAAGCCAGAUUUCACGGAUAAAUCGUUAGUAUUGUUGGCAAAGACUUUACAAUCAGGAAGUAACAUGUUUGAUGAAGAAACUUUGAAUGCAAUUCUUGAACAAUGA